Molecule: messenger RNA, 687 nt
Organism: Zasmidium cellare ATCC 36951
Lineage: Eukaryota; Fungi; Ascomycota; Dothideomycetes; Mycosphaerellales; Mycosphaerellaceae
Exons: 1
Coding region: 1-687 (228 amino acids)
Source: RefSeq, a predicted model, not a curated record
AUGGCCGGCAACGUUUACACCAGGAUUUGCAACACUCUUUGCGACAUCGACGAAGUCGCACAGCUCAGAAAUGAAAUCAGAGAGGGGAUGGAACGUGCAGGGAUGCUGGAUAAGCGGUUGAGCAAGAACUGGAGGGAGGAGACCAAGGAAGAAAUCUGGCCUGAAGUGGAGAUGACGAGGAUUGGCAGAGCCUUCAAGAAGAAUGCGCCUCCAGACGAGUACGAGGAGAUGCAGCAUCAUCUCAUCAAGUUGGUGAAAAGGACACACCUCACAAUGGCGAGAGACAAUGCUGCAGAGCCGAGCAACUCUGCGCAAGGGCGUGAUGCUGGAAGUCAAUCGUCAAGGCCAAUGCAGAAAGGGAGCUUGGCCUGUCAGGAAGAUGAAGAAAGCGUGGAGCAGUCGCGCCAGUCAGAUGCUGCACGUAAUCAUGGAGAUCAGUCAGGACGAUUCAAGCCGGCUAAACCGUCCCAAGAUCAAGACACGGCUGCAUUGGGCAGGCCUACAUUCGGACCAGGGGAUUCGUUCAAUCCAAUGGUGCCGACAUGGCAUCAUGAUCUUGCUCAACAGCAUCGUCUUGGUAGCCCGCAGACACUGACAGGGCGCAUGAAUGAUUACGACGAAGACCAGGCAGCGAUGCCGCAGCCGACGUGGAAUCGAAGAGCAGACAGUCCGCAGGCUGAGUCUUGA